This is a messenger RNA of Botrytis fragariae, 654 nucleotides long. RefSeq lists its product as uncharacterized. The transcript has 2 exons. The coding region runs from base 1 to 654 and encodes 217 amino acids. The record is from RefSeq and is a predicted model, not a curated record. Lineage: Eukaryota; Fungi; Ascomycota; Leotiomycetes; Helotiales; Sclerotiniaceae.
AUGAACAAGAUAAAAUAUCAACGAAUCGAUCAACCUACUUUCUUAGAAGUCGACCAAAUCCGACUUGGUGGAGAAGAUUUGUCAAGGAAGGAUGCUCAUUCAGCAGCGUCUCCCAUCAAGAAUAAGAGUCCAACAGAAGGAAGCUCGAAGCCGGGUAUGAGUCAGAGUCAAUAUUUUGAGGAUCAGAUUGAUACUCCUCCCCGUAGACAUUCUGGUCUUCCUCUCCAGCAUAUAUUCCUUGAUUGUAAUAGCCCGGUAGAUGAUGGUCGGGGACCGGGGACCGUAACUACCAGAGAAAGUUCGCUUGAAGAUAUGCUGAGUGCUAGUCCUGCUACUAUUCCUGUUCUAUAUCAAAAGCCAAUGCAUAAAGACUGGAACAGGACAAUUAGAGGUUGGAGAGGUAGAACGGCUAGAGGAGGUAGGGUAUCUAGGGGAAGCAGAGAAACUAGGAGUAGGGUAAGUAAGGAUGAUCCAUAUCAGCACAAUCUGAAAGUCCUGGAAACAUCAGAGCUGCAGAAUUCAUCUAAAGUUAAUACUGCUUCUUGGGAAGUUUUAGAAACACAAACCGUUGUAAAUGGAAAUAAUCUACCUCACCAUAGUCUAAAGGCGUUGGAUGUAUCAAAGCUGCAGGAUUCACAGGAAGAUCACAUCUAG